This is a messenger RNA of Megalobrama amblycephala (Wuchang bream), 1869 nucleotides long. RefSeq names its product NK1 transcription factor related 2-like,b (gene nkx1-2b). Gene Ontology annotation, molecular function: DNA-binding transcription factor activity, RNA polymerase II-specific; RNA polymerase II cis-regulatory region sequence-specific DNA binding. NCBI's taxonomy places the organism in Eukaryota, Metazoa, Chordata, Actinopteri, Cypriniformes, Xenocyprididae. Gene Ontology annotation, cellular component: nucleus. The record is from RefSeq and is a predicted model, not a curated record. Gene Ontology annotation, biological process: regulation of transcription by RNA polymerase II; cell differentiation. The coding region runs from base 401 to 1501 and encodes 366 amino acids. The transcript is spliced from 6 exons.
GGCAGUUAAAUCUCGUAUGACCGGAAGGUGGCGACAAAACAUCAUGAAACUCGUCAGCGUCGUGUGAAUUAUCGAGACCUGGGAGCAGAAAUACCGACAGAUAUUAGCCGCCCCGGUGUUCCAGUGCUUUGGCAUUACCAUUACUGGGGACAGUAAUUUGAGUGAUGAACACACGGGUUAUCACAAGGUCAUCACCUUCAGCGAGGUACGAGGGGGAUGGCGUGCCAGCCAAACCACUUUUGGAGCCACCAGCCAAGAAGUCCUUCGAUAGCAUAAUUAGUUCCUUUAAUUAAGAGAUUUUCGACAGAUUCGUAAUGACAGGCUGUGAAUGUAAAAGCAGAAUGACUCCUGUUGAAUAAAGAACGGCGACAGAAAGCAGAAGUCAGCCCUCUGGAGAGCGAUGAACCGGGAGAAGGCGCAGGCUGGCGACUCCAUCGUGCCUCCCGCGGCCGGCGUGAUCGUGGUCGCUCCGCAGGACGGCAUGGACGACAAGCACCUCGGAGAGCUGCCGGUGUUUAACUGCGCCGGAGGCAGAGACGCGCUACCGGCGGAGAGUCGAGAGUCCUCGCCGAGACACGAGCCCGCGCCCGCGGGCGCGCCGCCCACCGUCCACCGGACCACCUCCUUCUCUGUUCUGGACAUUUUGGACCCCAAUAAAUUUACUAGUAAGAGGCAAGCGACUAACAGGACAGGUUGUGAGUUCAUGUUUGGAGCGGAAAACAGAAGCGAUGACUCGAAUCACACGAUCGAGCACAAGUCUUUCCAAGAGGACUACGAGUGUAAAAAAACAUCAGGGAUUUUAAAGGACGGGUUCGUGUUCCGGUCAGAAGAGUGUGAGGCUGAUUUCACCCGCGGGAAUCAGUCGGACGGAGAGCUGCAGGAGGACCUGUGCGGAGAGGACACCGGGAACAACGACGCCGAGUUCGGCCAGCACGACGACGACGACUCCAUGAGUAAAAGUCCAGACCAGACUCAGCAGUCCUCAACAAACGGACAGAAUCACCCGGUGAAACCCAAACGGAAGCGCUCCGGCUCGGACUCAAAGUCUGGCAAGCCCAGAAGAGCGCGGACUGCGUUCACGUACGAGCAGCUGGUGGCUCUGGAGAACAAGUUCAAGUCGACGCGAUACCUGUCCGUGUGCGAGCGCCUCAACCUCGCGCUGUCCUUGAGCUUGACAGAGACGCAGGUGAAAAUUUGGUUUCAGAACCGGCGGACCAAGUGGAAGAAGCAGAACCCGGGCGCGGACACGAGCGCGCCGACCAGCGGGAGCGGAGGAGGGCCGAACGGAGCGAGCAACGGGCUGGGCAGCCUGAGUCCUCUGAGUCCGUCUCCUCCCAUGAGCGGACACCUGUCCAUGCACACCAGCUAUCCGGGUCACGCGCCCGGGGGACUCGUCUGCACCACGCAGUUGCCCUUUCUGCCGGGUCACGCGGUUCUGUCGCCCUUCAUGCUGGGCUCGCAGACUUACGGAGCGCCGACAUUUUACGCGCCGCACUUAUAAGAACAGAAUCACGGGAACAUUACGCGACAUGUAUUUCAACCUCGCUGCACUCCCAGAAAGUUUACGAAUCGAAUUGCUUCAUUUUGAUAAAAUGUGAAUAUUUCUCUAGGUCAAGCUGUAAAUACUCAGUUAUUAUGAAAUGUGUUUAGACUUUAACUUUGAAUGCAAAUGUAGUAGGGAAUAAAAAAACGAAGAACGAGAUUGUUGGACUGGAAUCGUGUACAAACAAACAAACAUAGAAAAGUUUAUCUUGAUUUUGUUUUUUACUGUGGGCUAUUUAAUUCUGCACAGAAUAUGCUAUUAUUUAAUUGUUUGUCUCACAAUUAAAAGGUUGAAAUAAAAUGGCAGAUGACAAAGAUCAGUUGUAA